This is a messenger RNA of Entelurus aequoreus (snake pipefish), 2880 nucleotides long. RefSeq names its product chondroadherin-like protein. Gene Ontology annotation, molecular function: protein binding. The transcript is spliced from 8 exons. The coding region runs from base 1 to 2529 and encodes 842 amino acids. Gene Ontology annotation, cellular component: extracellular matrix. Lineage: Eukaryota; Metazoa; Chordata; Actinopteri; Syngnathiformes; Syngnathidae. The record is from RefSeq and is a predicted model, not a curated record.
AUGGAUAAACACGCCAUCGUGGGUCGAUCGUCCAUCUUACCAAGUGUGACGGAGCGCUGCGUGGAAAUAUUGAUGUCCGCUGAGUUGGGCCUGCACAAGCUGAAGUGGCUCAGCCUGAGUCGUAACUCCAUCAACAACUUGGCCCCUGAGGCCUUUGCCAGCCUGUCGGCCCUCAGGCGCCUCAGUCUGGACCACAACCAGCUGCAGUUCUUCCCCACGCAGGCCAUGAGCAGAGCCCGUGAGGUGACCCGUCUGGACAUGAGCCACAACCCCAUGGUCUACCUGGGUGAAGAGUCCGUCUCCAUGGCCAAGCUCACACACCUGUACCUGGACCACAUGUCCCUGCAGGACCUCUCAGAGCAGGCCUUGUCCCAGGCCCCCAUGCUCUCCCACUUGGACCUGAGCCACAACCAGCUGCGCUACCUGGACCCUCUCUCGGGCCCCAACAACCUGGCCAGCCUCAACCUGACAGCCAACCCCGUCUACUGCAGCUGCUACAUGCGGCCCCUGAGGACCUGGGCCAGCCAGGCCGCCGUCCGGCUGCUGGGGGCCUGUGUCGGACCGCCUCACCUGUCCGACGAGCCGCUGGCAGCCGUGGCUGCCGCCGACAUGCGUUGCCGCAGCAACGGGGACCAGCUGAAGGAGGAGUUUGAGGAGGAGGAGGGGAUGGUGGGCGGUGGCACACCGACACCUGUGGCAAAGACCAAGGGCCACGUCAGAUGUCCCCUGAACUGCCACUGUCAUGUGGACUGGCAUCACGCCACAUGUGAGAACGGAGGUCACACCAGAGUCCCGCGAGGCUUUCCCGCCAAAACGCAGCUCCUGGACCUGCGCAGCAACCACUUCCACGUCCUGGCCGCCAACAGUUUCCCAGGCAGCAGCCAGGUGGUGUCUCUGCACUUGGACUCCUGCAGGAUCCAGGAGGUGGAAGGAGGUUCCUUGAGAGGGAUGAAGAAGCUCCUCUACUUGUAUCUCUCUGACAACCAGCUCACCUCCCUGCCUCCUGACGCCCUGGCAGGUGCGCCCCAGCUCAGCUACCUGCACCUGGAGGGCAACCACCUGGCACACUUCCCUGGAGCAGCGAUGAGACUCCUCCCAGGCCUGUUCGCAUUACACCUGGAGAGAAACGCUAUCUCCAAGCUGGAGCCGUCUGGUCUGCUGUCCUCGGUCUCGCCCGGACUGCGAGAACUCUACCUGAGCAACAACACCAUACGCUCGGUGGCAAGAGGCGCUCUGGACUCCGCCUUCCUUGGGAAACUUCACCUGGCUGCCAACAAACUCACCAAGGUUCCAAGCGCCGCCCUGUCCAGGACCCCCGGUCUGGAGGAGCUGAACCUGUCCCACAACCGCAUUCUGUCCGUAGGAGCCAACGCCUUCAAGCCGCUCUCCCAAAGUCUGAAAUGGCUCCACAUGGACCGGACCAACACUGAGAAGAUGUCCAGGGACGCCCUGGCAGGACUUGGUCCAGGACUGAAGACUCUCACCCUGAGAGGGAACCGGCUGAAGGAACUUCCCCACUUGCACUGGCUCACCGGCUUGGAGGUGCUGGACUUGCAAGGCAACCCCCUGCUGUGCGACUGCACCUUGCUGCCCCUGCGCAGGUGGAUGGACAACGUGAGCAUGGAGGUGGGCGCCACCUGUGGCCACCCUGCACACCUGAAAGGUCAGAAGGUCAGGGAUGUGGAGCUGUUUAAGUCUUGUAGUCCAGCAAGCGGCUCUGCUUCGGACACUAAAGGUCUUGUGGUCCCCGCUCAAGUAAAGCUCAAACAAGCCCAAGUGAACCUGGUGAAGACUAAACCUGGAAAGAACCUGGUGAAGACUAAACCUGGGAAGAACCUGGUGAAGGUUAAACCUGGGAAGAACCUGGUGAUGACUAAACCUGGGAAGAACCUGGUGAAGGUUAAACCUGGGAAGAACCUGGUGAAGACUAAACCUGGAAAGAACCUGGUGAAGACUAAACCUGGGAAGAACCUGGUGAAGGUUAAACCUGGGAAGAACCUGGUGAUGACUAAACCUGGGAAGAACCUGGUGAUGACUAAACCUGGGAAGAACCUGGUGAAGGUUAAACCUGGGAAGAACCUGGUGAACGUUAAACCUGGGAAGAACCUGGUGAAGACUAAACCUGGGAAGAACCUGGUGAAGGUUAAACCUGGGAAGAACCUGGUGAAGGUUAAACCUGGGAAGAACCUGGUGAAGGUUAAACCUGGGAAGAACCUGGUGAAGACUAAACCUGGGAAGAACCUGGUGAAGACUAAACCUGGGAAGAACCUGGUGAAGGUUAAACCUGGGAAGAACCUGGUGAAGGUUAAACCUGGGAAGAACCUGGUGAAGGUUAAACCUGGGAAGAACCUGGUGAAGGUUAAACCUGGGAAGAACCUGGUGAAGGUUAAACCUGGGAAGAACCUGGUGAAGACUAAACCUGGGAAGAACCUGGUGAUGACUAAACCUGGGAAGAACCUGGUGAUGACUAAACCUGGGAAGAACCUGGUGAAGACUAAACCUGGGAAGAACCUGGUGAAGCAGUCGUAGGCAACGAAGAAGAAGAUUGAGAGGAAACCUGGAGGAGUAACCGUGUCAAAAAAGAAAAAACUGAUGAAAAAUUAAAAUAUUGAUUUGUUAGCGUUUUCUUUGAUGUGCUGAGCAUGUUACAGACUGACAACAUUUGCUGUGCAAGAGUCUUCUAUGUGUGUAUAUUGUGUGGUGUAUCAAUGAAAUAGUCAAUAAAAACAAUGUAUAUUGUGUAUCAAUGAAAUAGUCAAUAAAAACAAUGUAUAUUGUGUGGUGUAUCAAUGAAAUAGUCAAUAAAAACAAUGUAUAUUGUGUGGUGUAUCAAUGAAAUAGUCAAUGAAAACAAUGUAUAUUGUGUGGUGUAUCAAUGAA